Molecule: messenger RNA, 3384 nt
Organism: Coregonus sp. 'balchen'
Lineage: Eukaryota; Metazoa; Chordata; Actinopteri; Salmoniformes; Salmonidae
Source: the annotation of a GenBank genome assembly
AUGGGUAAACAACAGAACUGGGACACAGUGGGCCGCAGUGCCCUGACUGACUGGAACAAAUACUCAGGUACUUAUGUGUAAUGGUGCCGUAUGAACAGUAUGUCUGUAUGACGAUGACUUGGAUUAUGAUGACUGAUACUUCUUAUACCUGUACUCUGUAAACAUGUCUGCCUGAUUUGAAAAUACCCUGAGGUAUUUCCAUCCUGUCAGGUGCUGUAUCGUGCUCAGAUGAUGAGCUGCUGCCCUCAGACGAGGACGAUGAGUGCCCCCCCAGCCGAGACCAGCCCUACCUCUGCUUUGAGAUCAAAGCGACGACGGCUUCAGUGUAAAGGCAGACAGCAUAGAGGGUGAGGUUUCAGGGAGGGAAGAGCAAAUAAAUAGACUUCAUGUGUCUGUUAUCUGUAGAGUGUUCAUUUAUAAAUAAUUGCGUUACCCAAUUCUCAAGGCAAUGAUUUCUGCACAAAUACCCACUAUUUCUACAUAUGACUCAACAUACGAUUUUGAAAUAUACUUGUUCUCGUACUUGGCUAGAAUGAACUUCUCUUGUGUAAUAAACCAUCUAGCAGUAAAUGUAGGCUAGUUUCCAUAUGUAUUACAUUUGUGUGUUAUCCUGUGUUACUCAUACCUUACACUUCUCUCUCUUCAUUCCUCUUCCCUCUCCUUUCCCUCAUCAGUGGUCUGGAGGGCAGCGAUAGACUGUGUCCAAGCGGCGCGGCCGGGGGCCAGGCUGAGGCAGCUGUCCUUCUCUGGGAUGACAGGUGCCCGUAUGCUGGGCCUGCUCCACGACACGGUGGUCUUCCUGGUGGAGCAGCUCCAGGGGGCCGGCCGCUGCCAUAGCCACGCCUUCCGCUUCUUUAAACAGAUCAGUCAAGAGGAGGACCUUCCUGUCAACCCCUCCGGCUGCGCCAGCUCCGAGGUCUACCUCAGGUCAGUGUCCUGGUGUUCUGUCCACUACAGGGGCCCUGGAAGUUAAAUAUAGAAAUAGAAGGAAAGUCAUUAUUUUGGAAUGUAAUCUGGAAAUUGAGUUUGAGUUGUCUUACAGAUUCAUCUUACAUAUCUUGUAAACAUUUCACCAAUACUUCCUAGGUAUCAUGAGUCGUAGAUUGGAAGAAGUUUAAUAAAUAAAAACGUAUUCAUUUGGAAAUUUCUGAGAAUUGGUGAAUAACUACAAGUUUAAUGGUGGGAACAGGUAUUACUUUGUCCUUACCUUGCAGUUGGUCAACCCAUACCACUAAAGUCUAGCAAAUCUCUAGAGAAUCUGGGUUUUCCCCUCUGUAGGUGGUUUUCAACCUCAAAGUGGAAGCUAGACUCUCUGUGUGGAAUAUUGGUGAAAUAUAUGUUUUGAAUGUAGACAGCUGUUAGGUUUAGAGGAACAAUGGAUGUGUCUGUGUCUGGCUGUGUUUCUAUGUGAGUAUCAUCUCCACCUCCACAGUCGGAGUAGGCUAGAAAUAAGACCUGUAUGACGUCUAUGCUGCUCCAUUCAUUAACAUAUGAAGAAUGUGUGGGUGAUGUGCACAUCCCAAAUUCUACACCAGUGCUGGGCAAAAAAAAACUAUGAUAAAGAAAGUUAAGCCUGCAUACUGUAAAAUUUUACGUAACACCUUGUUCCUGUCUUCUUUUACAGGAAGUCCACCUUCGACAUGUUCAACUUCCUGGCUUCCCAGCACCACCAGCUCCCUGACAUCAACCCCUACGAUGAGGAGGAGGAUGAAGUCCCACUCAAAUCCACAAGGUCAGAUUAUAGAGUUAUUGUAUGCUGGUAAUCACAAAGGAAGCUAGCUUAAUGCUAACAUCUUAAAAAAGGAAACUGGCUUAAAUAUUGCAGGAGCUAGUCCAUGAAAGAUCUUGUCCAGCGGAACAUUCUUAGAACUUGUCGUACAUUCCUUUAAAAACCAACUUUCACAUCAACAAAUGAUCCACUUAUAAGUUGGUAGACAUAACAUAUCAAUGUAUUCAUUCAGACUGAUGAGUAACAAAGGAGCCAGCUAUACAACUACAGGUUUCCACAAUCGUUUUAUAGCUGUGACUUAACCAUUCUGUCAUUUCUGUAACUACCUCCCCCUAACAAGCAACGUUAAAAAUGUGUUCUACCCUCUUAUAGCUUUGAGUCUUUAGAGACUCAUCUCAGAGUUCAACCUGAAAGGUCAGAAGCACAUCGUCAUCUUCUCUGCUUAUCCCUUUUCUCCUAGACGUGCCACUAGCUUGGAGGUCCCGAUGGCCAUGCGCUUCAGACAUCUGGAGAGGACAUCUAAGGAGGCUGUUAGCUGGGACAGGUCAGCACACAACUAGUCCUGGUCCCCCCUUAGGGGCUGAGGACAAAGCUCAUGUGUUUCUCAGUGGGGGGCCAGCUGACCCCACAAUAGGUCAGUUGCGGCCUGUCUGGAUAGGAAGCCAUCACUGUGGUUCUCUACAGCUGUCACAGCAAACUAGGGACAGAGGCAUGGUUUGUAUUUCCUGUUUCUCCCUUUUUAAGUCCCCCUCAAGAAGCGUCAUAGUGAAGUCUGUUAUUCUGCUGCAAAAUGAGUAACAUGAAUUCCCAUUGACUCAGGAUCAGAUCAUUUAAAUACAAUUCAAAAUCUGAUCCUUUGCAUCAUUUUAAUAGCCAAAGAGAUUAGCUAUGGAAACCUUUGUUCAUGCUUGAGCCUCUUCUGACAUUUCGCUCUGAUCUCUGGUGUAGGUCUGCUAUCCACGAGCGAGGUCUGUUCUGCAAGAGGAACAUCGACGCUCAGGAGAUGGUCAUCGAGUAUGCUGGCAUCGUCAUUCGCUCAGUGCUCACAGACAAGCGGGAGAAGUACUACGAUGGCAAGGUGAGAUCAAUCAGUUCAGAGUGUGGUUGAGGAGACAACAUAAACCCUAUGGUUCGUCCCAACGAGACCUUAGUUGGUGGACUUUUUUAAAAUCCACUAAUUGUGGGAUUGAAUGAAUAAAUGUUAUUGAUACCAACAUAAUACAUGUUCCUUAAACUAAAACUAAGUCCCCUGUCUCUUUUCCCUCCUUCCUCCACUGGGUAUCGGCUGCUACAUGUUCCGUAUCGAUGACUUUGACGUUGUGGACGCCACCAUGCACGGCAAUGCCGCGCUUCAUCAACCACUCAUGCGAGCCCAACUGCUACUCACGCGUCAUCAAUGUGGAGGGCCAGAAGCACAUCGUCAUCUUCGCCCUGCGCAAGUCUCCCGGGGCGAGGAGCUCACCUACGACUACAAGUUUCCCAUCGAAGACCCAGCAAGCAAGCUCAACUGCAACUGUGGGCCCGGAAAUGUAGAUGCUUUCUCAACUAGGGGCAGGAGGAGGACGUGGGACUGCCACAGUCCCUGCAGGGGGAACAAGGCACUAGGGGAGGGGGGUGAGAGACCAGAGGCAACAGGGAAAAACAACAGAGGUUAA